Molecule: messenger RNA, 3412 nt
Organism: Salmo salar (Atlantic salmon)
Lineage: Eukaryota; Metazoa; Chordata; Actinopteri; Salmoniformes; Salmonidae
Source: RefSeq, a predicted model, not a curated record
UCCCUCUCUGCCGCCAACUACCAGAUUCAACUUUGACGUCUCCCCCAACGCGAGGUCAUUUGUUUUAGUCGGCACACGCUAAAAUAUCCCGGCUAAACCCAUUGAUUAUCGGAUUAAUUAUUAAAGAUAAAACCAAUGGAUAAUCCACAAAUGUAAUAGUUCAUCGACUAUAUUUGCAUUUGAUACUUCAUUUUAAAGAAAAUGGCUGAAAUCAACUUAGCCCUCACCAAAGAAGGCUGGUACCUUACAGACGAAGGAAUAGAGGAGUUGAAACGCACUUCUGAGAAACCCACAGCUAAUUACAUUAUUCGCAUUGCACUUAAUAGUGACCUGAGGCCUAUUGGCAGGAAGUUUCUCCCUGCAGACAUCAACAGUGGCCGGGUGGAGAAGUUGGAGGGUCCGUGUGUGCUGCAGGUUCAGAAGGUGAGGAACGCGUCGGCUCCCAAGGAUAAUGAGGAGUCUCAGGGAGCCCCCAGGAUGCUGCGGCUGCAGAUGACAGACGGACACACCAACGCUGUGGGCCUCGAGUUCAACUACCUGUCCCAGAUCAGCCUGGACACCCCUCCAGGAACCAAGGUGAAGGUCCUUGGUACGGUCCAGGUGAAGAAUGGCAUUCUGCUUCUGGACGACUCCAAGAUAUCCGUCCUCGGAGGGGAGGUGGACCACAUGAUGGAGAAAUGGGAACUGCAAAGGAGCUUGGCCAAACACAGCAGGAGUAACAUCGGAAGGGAAGGUGGAGCCCCUCCCUUUGUGCCCUUCGGACAGAAGUGUGUGAGGGAUGAAGAGGUGGACUCUAGAGAGCUGGACACCAGGAAAACCCUGGUCAGCACCAGUGUGGUGAAAACAGCUGACGAGAACGAAGAGUUUGAGAAGCAGAGGCUAGCAGCCAUCGCUGAGGUCGCCAAGAACAAAGAGGGAACUCGGACGUUUGGCGGUGGAGGUAAUGCUGGGGGAAACCUGGUUAAUACAGGCAGCCGGGACAGCUACCGACGAGGAGAUGGAGGAGACAGGGACUCGUACCGGCAGAGACGAGAGGAGAGGAUGGAGAGGACGGAGGAGUCCAGCCGACCAGAAGGAAACUACAGAGAGCUCGGGAGUUACCGGGAACUAGGAAAUUACCGCGAGCUGGUGGAUGAGCGGGCCCUAAGGGACAUUAUGGAGAUGGGGUUUGAUAAGGAGGAUGCUCGUCAGGCCCUGAUGGACAACAACAACAACAUGGAGGUGGCUCUCAACAGUCUACUGACGGGGACCUUCAAACCCCCCCCACCCCCCGAGGAACCGAGCAGACCCCCACCCAGAGCAGACAGAGGAAGGGGUCGUGGCCGGGGUCGGGGGAGGUCCAGUAGGUUUGGGGGUGAGGAUGAGGAGGAGGGAGCAGGAGGAAGACCGUCAGGACCCAGCACUCUGUUUGACUUCCUGGAAUCCAAGAUGGGGAGCUUCUCCAUACAAGAGCCAAAGAGCCAGUCCUCUCAGAGGCAUCAUGAUGGUAAGAUGCCGUUCCCCCCUAACCACCAGUCCCAGGACAGGUUCCCCCAACGCAGCGACAGGGCAGACAGUAGGAAUGACUGGUCCAGGAACGACAGAUCACGGAAGGAGAGAAACGAGAGGAACGAUAGAUCAGACUUCAGGAACGAUAGGAACGACAGACCACCUCGCUUCCAGAGGGAUAGUGACAAGGACUUCCCUAAACCUGGCCACGACCCUUCCAUCACCACAUCCACCCCUUCCCCAGCUCCAGUCCCAGCUCCAGCAGGGGGCCAGCAGGGCCAGGAGAGAGCCCAGGACAGAGGCCGGGAAAGGGGCCAGACACAGGAGAAGGCCCCUCCUGGAGGUGGAGGAGGGACAGAGAGGUGGAGAGAGGCCCAGAAUGAGAGACAAGCAGCCAGGGAGGCCAGAGGACAGGCAUCAGUGUUCUGCCCUGCUACGUACCCCGCCCCUGGCCAGCGGAACAGAGAACCCAGAGACGGAACCCAGGGGGAUCUUUCUGGUUCUGGAACCUUCCAGCAGGGAAUCAGAGUAGGUUCUAGUUUUGGUUCCGGAGGGUUCCAGAACCAAAGUCGGAGAGAGCAGCACUCGGUACCUGAUCUGUCGUUUAAUAAGAGAGGAGGAGGAGGGAUGAAGCAGAACAACGGGCCUGCACCAGCUGCCUCUAAACCAGGCCAGCACCAGACAGAGUCCAGUUCUAACUGUGUAUCAGAACCUAAAGGGGUCCAGAGAUCUGACAGCAGAGCAGACAACAGAGCUGAGCCCAACAGCAGAAGGAGAGGAGGGGGGAAGUCCCACAGUGAAAGGCCCAACUCGGACAACUUUGACCGUUACCGGGACAACGGACCGUCAAACUCUUCUACGUCGUGGGCGGGGCAAAGAGGACUGUCUCGUCCAGUGAAAGGCCAAGUGGGCGGCGGCCCAGGCUCGGGUCCACACCUCCAAAACGGUGACUCGUCGACGGAACACCGGACAGGGCCAAUCAAACAACAGAACUACUCCUCUGGUCCCGCCCCAGGGAGAGGGGAGGAGCCACACAACAGGAACAGCACUAACCCAGCCCAUAACAACUCCAACACCGCCCCUAAGAAGAGGUCAGGGCAGGUCAAAGGGCAGAGGUCAGACCAGGGACAGGUUGGGUCCAUGGAGCCUCAAGGCCUGGGGAACUUGAAACCAGGAGACCAGGUUCUAGCGCUCUACUGGGAAGACAACAAGUUCUACAGGUCCAGGAUAGAUGCUGUACAUCCCUCUGGCCUCACAGCGGUCGUGGUCUUUACUGAGUAUGGAAACUGUGAGGAGGUCCUUCUACACAACAUCAGACCUGUCAACACGGACUUCUGGCAGAAGGAAGAGGAGGGGUUAGAGUACCGGCGCGGGGGAGACGGGCAGCCUCGGACCACCACGAGGACGCGGCCCACGGUCCAGUAUUACCAGCCGCCCAGGGCCAGGGACUGACUGACUGAUCACCACAUGACUGAGUUACUGUACGGACAGACGGAGUCCACGAAGGAUCCCAGAGGUCCACGCAUCUGACCUCAAAAACCACAUCUUUCUUCUCUCGGGUUGUAAAAUUCCAGCAAGUUUUCCAGAAUUCCUGGUUGGAGGAUUCCACGUCCUUAUUGUUCCCUCCUGAUUCCAUCAAAAUCUUUCAACUGUGGAUUUCAGAAAAAUUGACUUUUGGGAAAGUUAGUGGGAUUUUUGCAAUCCUUCUCUCCUCUUCACCAAAUACACAAUGACAACUCUUCCUCUGUGUUCACUUGGGUCUCCAUAUCAAGAAGUGUGAAACAUUCAGGAAAAGGGCUUGUUGCUCAAAGAUGCUGACAACAAGGACGCUAGCUCACAAACUUUGGAAAGCGCACAGCCGCUGUACAUGGGGAAGAUUUGUAAAAUAGUUUAUUGUUAGACUAAUAAAAAUGCUGCUCCUGUA